This is a messenger RNA of Struthio camelus australis, 415 nucleotides long. NCBI's taxonomy places the organism in Eukaryota, Metazoa, Chordata, Aves, Struthioniformes, Struthionidae. The record is from RefSeq and is a predicted model, not a curated record.
GAAAGACCAAGAACAGGUCUUAUUUUGGCUUGUGGGGUCACCUGAUACCUGUGACACGGUUAAUCUGCAGUCAUGAGGAUCCUUUACCUACUCUUUUCUCUCCUCUUUUUGGCCCUCCAGGUUUCUCCAGGACUGUCUUCGCCUCGGCGGGACAUGCUUUUCUGUAGAAAAGGAACCUGUCAUUUUGGAGGAUGUCCUGCCCACUUGGUUAAGGUUGGAAGUUGCUUUGGUUUCCGCGCCUGCUGCAAAUGGCCGUGGGAUGUAUAAGAUCUUUGUGGACUGUCCAAUGAAGAGCUCUGAAAAUUUCUUCUAAAUCUAGUAAUUUUCUUUGAAUUCCCUUACUGCUAAAACCACAGGAUCCUGAUACAAUAAAAUCUCAAGCAUCUUUCAUUUCUGAUACAAAAAGCUUUGUGAA